Molecule: messenger RNA, 2145 nt
Organism: Coccinella septempunctata (seven-spotted ladybird)
Lineage: Eukaryota; Metazoa; Arthropoda; Insecta; Coleoptera; Coccinellidae
Gene: Synd
Product: protein kinase C and casein kinase substrate in neurons protein 1
Exons: 9
Coding region: 247-1653 (468 amino acids)
Biological process (GO): plasma membrane tubulation; regulation of endocytosis; cytoskeleton organization
Cellular component (GO): endosome; plasma membrane; cytoplasm
Molecular function (GO): protein binding; phospholipid binding
Source: RefSeq, a predicted model, not a curated record
AUCUCGCAGGUUGAAUUCGAUGUAAUAUAACUGUACUGUUCGUGCUUGUGUGAGGUGUAAUGGUGUGUGACUUGCUUCGUUCUUAUUUGACGCAUCGUUUGAUUCUUUUCGAAAAAAGUGAUAUUCAUGUCUGUUUAAAAAACAACCUUCCCUGAACUCUGGAUUUUGUGCCCGAUAUAUAUUGAGGCGUUCCAGAUUUUCCAUAAUAAGGCUGUCCGAGAUAGAUUUUAGGCUAGGGCGACAGAUAUGUCGCACCAUAGUGAUGACAACAUGCUCAUAGCGACAAGCGAUUCUUUCUGGGAGCCCAACAACUACAAGAAAACGACCAAGAGGAUCGAGGAUGGUUUGAAGCUCACAACUGACCUGAUAUCCCUCAUAUCGGAACGGGCGGAAAUAGAGAAGGCUUACGCGAAAAGCCUGAAGACGUGGUCGAAAAAAUGGAACGAAACGAUAGAAAAAGGUCCCGAAUACGGAACGACUGAGGCAGCGUGGAAAGGGGUGCUCGUUGAGGCUGAUAGACGGUGCGAUUUGCAUCUUAGGAUUAAGGAUAAUUUAAUGAACAUGGUUGUGUCUAGCAUAAAGAACUGGCAGAAGGAUAAUUUUCAUAAGUCGAUGAUGCAGCUCAAAGAGAAAAAGGAUAUGGAUGAUGCAUUCAAAAAAGCUCAAAAACCGUGGGUAAAAUUGCUCCAAAAAGUAGACAAAGCGAAAAACGACUAUCACACAGCCUGUAAAACAGAAAAAUCAGCAAUAAAUCAAGAAAGAAACGCAGCAGGUGACAGCUCAUUAUCUCAGGAUCAGCGGACGUCUGCGGUGAAGAAACUGCAAGAUAGGGUUCAGAAAUCGAAGGAGGAGGUGCAGAAAUGUAAAGACAAAUACGAAGCUGCCCUUACUGAGAUCAAUCAGUACAAUCCGAAGUAUAUGGAAGACAUGACGGGUGAAUUCGAGAAAUGCCAAGAAAUGGAAGCAGUCCGUCUCAAAUUCAUCAAAGCCACCCUGUUCGAUAUCCACAAAUAUCUCAACAUCUCUCAGGAUCCCACGCUCAGCCAAAUAUACGAAGAAUUAAACCAUACAAUCAAUAAUGCCGAUUUUGAGAAAGACUUGAAAUGGUGGUCCAACAACCACGGUGUGAGCAUGGCAAUGAAUUGGCCCCAAUUCGAGGAAUACACUGAAGAGUUCAGGGACAUUCACAAGGGCAAGUCUAAAGAUGCUCCAGCUACAGGCAUUACGCUAAUUCACCAACGUCCUGUCGGAGAAGAUGUGCAUGAAUUCUCAGCUAACAAUAAAUCAAGACCUGUACCAUCCAGCAAAACAACAAUACCGGCCACAAACCAGGAAAAUGAAGUCAGAAAAACGGAUCCAGCGGAAAGCCCAGCCAAUCGAUCAUCCACAAUAACAAACGGGACAAAUAAAGAAGCGAAUCCCUUUGAGGAAGAGGAAUGGGAUGAAAGCGACGCGUUGGUUGACAACGGCGAACCAGGUGUACCAGUCAAGGCUCUUUAUGAUUACGAGGGAGCAGAAAGUGAUGAGCUCAGUUUUAAGCAAGGUGACGUUUUUGAAAAACUCGAGGAUGAAGAUGAGCAAGGUUGGUGCAAAGGACGCAAAGACGGUAGGGUGGGUUUGUAUCCUGCAAACUAUGUAGAAGUUAUUCCAUAAUAAAAAUUAUUUGUGUCAAAAUAUGAAGAAGAAAAUUGUUAAUUUUUGAGAAAUAUUUAUCAGAGCUUUCGCUCAUCCAGAUAUAGAUUUUGAUGUUGUGUUAUUUAAUGAGAAUGAAUGCUGUCUUUUCAGACUUGUACAAAUAGAUUAAAAGUGUAAAUAAUAUAACAUUAGUAAUCACGAGAUUGAAAUACAAAGGACAAUUUAAUGUACUUGUGCAAGUAGAUAUAUGUUACGCGAAUUUGUUAGGAAACUGAUUACAAAACUGUGAAAAAUAAAUACAUUUUUGUAUAUUAUAAAUUAUAUAGGAAUUUUAUUUGGAUUCGAAAACUGUUUUAAGCGUUAUUAUUCCUUCUGUUGAAUUCUUAGUUUUAAAAGAACUAUUUAUUAAUAAUCAUAAUUAAAUAUAUUUCUUAUGUUUUUGACAAAGUAUAGAUUUUCUUAUAAUGAAUUUCCCUGUGAGAUAUUAAAUUCCGUUGGCAUUUCAGAAUA